GAAUGGACACAUGAUGACCCACCGAGACAAGAAACCUUACAAGUGUAAAUAUUGCGACAAGAGUUACUGCGACCAUCGUUCCUUGAAGCGACAUUAUGAAAACUACCAUCCAAACCCAGAGCGACCCGUCCCGAUCACCACAGCCACGCACAAAACAGAUACAGAGAUUUUGAGAACUGCAAAAUCUGAAGGACGUUUCACACCUGACAGAGAUGAAGGUCGUCCAAGCUCAUUGAGCUCAAAACAUAAGGUACCCCAAGCUGGAUUUGGGAGAAAGCGAAAUAGUGACAGCAUGUGUUCGAACAGUUCUGAUGAUCUAGGCAGGAGACCCGAUAACCAUUCGCCACAUGUUUCAUUUGAUAAACCUCCAACCGCAGUCAGCUUGUUAAAACAAGUUAUCGAUUCUCAUGAACACAAGAAAGACAAGCAUUCUUUGGAGGGGUACCCUCGACCCGGUCACUACCCCUACCCAGAGGGGCUUCAUCCGCAAUGGUUUAGCCCGUUCCACCAAGCGCAAAUGAUGAAACUAAUGCAAUUUAAUCAACCGCCCAUACUUGUUCAAAAUGGUCCAAUGAAUUCCUCUUAUUGUCCUACUGAUCCACCACAAUUAGUCCCUAACAGAACCUGUAAGUUUAGUUUAUUUUCAUUCUUGCUUCAAGCUUUUCGUGCAGCAAACUGACAUAAUUAUAAUUAUUUAUGUGUUCGUAUGCUAUUGGUCUUUAUACACGUAAAACGCACAAGUUGUAACAAACCGGCAGUAACAAUUUUUCAACAAGUUGUGAGUAAUAACCUUGUAGCAACUUGAUAAAAUAACAGCAUUGUUACAACUUAUUGACAAGCUUGCUACAAGCCUGUUGCGAACACAUCUUGUUAACAAGUAGUGAGAUUUUUAUGUCCCCAUGUUUAUAAACAAGUACAUAUUUGGAAAGAUUGCUUUGAAGUUAUCGUUAACCCAGGAUUAAGCGAAUUGGCUCUUGAACAGCCAGCCCCUGAAUGCUUAUUCAUGUCAGGUACAAUUGUUGGGGAGGGGUAAUAGAGAGAGCGGCUGAAAAAUGUCUCAAGCAAAAAUGAAGGAGGAUUUUUUAAGGCUUAAUAGAGAAUUUAUUCAGUAUUACAGUAUAUUGUUUUGCGUAGCUGCAUGCUUUUAGUCCAACAUAAAUUUUGCAAAGUUCUUUUCCAAGUAAGCUAUUAAGCACACAAGAAGCAUUUACUGGAUUUGCAAAAGCACUGGUUAAGAAUAUAGCAACGUGAGAUGGACCUGCCAUGUUUUUUUCUGAAAGCGCUAACAAGUUCAUCAUCCUGGUCUUGAAUCUUGGAGGCUGUUUGAUUUUUCUUGCUAGCCACUUUAUUCAAAGACUGUCGCAACGAAGAACUUUGCUUUUUGGCUUUUAAUUGAAGUUGUUCUCGAAUUUGUUGUUUUGACUUAAUGAACAUUGCCACAAUCCUCUGUAAAACCAACACACAACUACUACCUUUAAACAGCUGAUCUUCCUUCAUAAAUUUACUGUCUUCACGCUGAGGACACUCGACCGUAUUUUAAAUCUACGGUUGAUACUUUUUACCGAUGGUUUAAUAUAUUUCUUGAUUUCAAAAUAUGCGAGUCUGGCAUUGAUGUUUUCCGUAAAAACCCGAUCAGCAGUGGUGUUGGUGCAUGUUUUUGGAGGCCCGAUGGAAAAGUACUUUAAUCUGUGCGCACUGGACCUGUAUAUUUGGCUUCCACAAAACAACCUGAUGAUAUCAUCUACCCAAAAUUUAGUUCAGGCUACCCUAUCUAGGCAAGAGAGCUAGAACAGAACUCCACGUGAUAUUUAUAAUUACAUUAAUAAAAUAAAAGGCGCCAAUUAACAAUAGGCGACUUGAACUAAGAGGUCCCGUGACUUUGUUCCUCUUGAAAUAGUAGGUAUGGAACUACAAAUCUACAAUGAACAUACAGAGUGAUGUUUUAAGCAAGAAUUUGUAAUUUUUGUUUUAAAAACUUCAAAACAAUUCUUAUACGUUUAGGGCAGGGCGCUUGGUAGAGGGGAGGGAACGCUUUAUAGAGGGGCAUUUGAUGGAGGUUAUAUUUCAUUUUACGUUGUACUAAGUUUUGUUUUAACUUUAUUUCGUCAAGCUCGUGAAGAGAACGAAUAUAGGCGUGCAUAUUCGCAAGCUCUCCAAGAAGGUGAAGCAAAAAAUAAUCGAAUUCCGAUUAUGCUGGUCGGGCAAGACCGAGGCGGAAAGACUUCGCUGAUGAGACGUCUUUUAGGAUUACCAUUCAACAAAGAUCAACCCAGUACCACUGGUAUUGACGUUAAUGUUAUCGAGCUAACAGAACAAAAUGCAGAAGAUCCCUGGAGAAAGGGAGAAGUGAAGAAGUUUAUGACCAGUGAAAGUGAGGCAAAGACUGUGUUAUACAAAAAAACUGCCGAGUACGUUAAUAGAGGAGUUCAGAGCAAUUUAGAAGGGGAUGCGCAAUUGAAGCCAUUAUCAACAGACGAAAUCUUCGAAAUCAAAUCGCAGAGUUCCACUGAACACGACCAGAAAGACGUUAUUCGGGUAUUUGUAAGUGACUUUGCUGGACAGUCAAUCUAUUACGAUACCCAUGGCUGCUUUGUGAAACCGCAUUGCCCUUAUGUUUUGAUUCACAACCUUUCUCUGGAGUUUGAUAAACCCGCCGUUCCCAGGUUUAAAGCAAGUGAUGAGGAGGAAGAGAUAGAAAUGAACAAUCAUCAUCUUAAUACCAAUUUAGAUAAUUUUUCAUCAUGGUUGAAGUUUCUGCAGGGUUUAGGAGAAUGCCAAGAUCAACAGUCUCCUGAUAAAUCUGGUCAUUGUACCACUGCAAAAGGUGAGAACUUUAAACUGCCACCAAUUUUAAUAGCCUUAACUCACAAUGAUAAGGUGAAAGGCAACGACAGCAAAAUAGAUAGCGUACGAAAUAGAAUCAAGAAGGUCUUGUCUGAAGGAAAAUAUCAGAAUGUCAUUCCUGGGGUUUUCCUGAUCGACAAUACAUUGGAAAGCGACGACGGAGACGACGUGCGAGAGCUUCGUAGAAAGCUUUUUGACCUCUCGAAUGCAGUCCUUGACCAAGAGAUUUUAAUGCCUGUGAAGUGGAUAAAUUUUGAAGUUGCUCUAAGCCAGAAGCUAUCACCAGAUUGCAAGUAUAUCCCAGUUGACGAAGCUAAGCGGGAAGCGGAGGCCUGUGACGUUGAGGAGUUUGAUCAAGCUAUCAAAUUUCUACACCGCCAAGGUGUGGUCGUACACCACAGUGGAUCCAGCAAGGUUGUAUUGGAUCCGCACUGGCUAAUGAAUCGCUUUACGAAAGUGAUCUCCAUGCCUGUCAAAUUGGAUGCACUGUCCAGGCACGCUCUUGAUGUGUUCAGGCGGAACGGCAUUUUGUUUCGAGAAUAUCUUCAGAAGCUGGAAGGCGUAGAACUUUUGGAGGAGCUGAUGCAAAAGUUUAAUUUGAUUUGUCCUUGCCAGCACGAUGGAGAGGCAGCUUUUUAUGUCCCUUCAGUUGCUCCAACUAUGAUACCAGGAAAAGAGUUGGAAGCUAGCAAUGUUCCAUCGCUGUUUGUGACAUUUCCUCGCCAACUUGUACCGAUGGGCCUGUUUACGAAGCUUCAAGUGAGGUUAAUUUCUGAGUGGAAAAAGCGCUUCCACCAUCAACAAGUCAAGCCUUCCUUCUACUGCAACUACUCCUUGUUUCCGCUUAUUAUAAACGGCGACGUGUAUGAUGUUUAUUUAAUCGACCUCCACGAGGUCAUUAAGGUUGUCGUUUUUCCAAAACAGGAUGGCAACCAUUUCAAUUUUGCCAGUCAUCUCUUAGCCACCUUGAAAAAGUGCUUGGACGACCUUAAAUCUCCAGAUCAACUAUUAUUCAGCAUGACUAGCUAUGACUUCGAAGUGAAAUGUACCGGCUGCUUUGGUAAAGAAGAAAGAAAAUGUUCUCGUCAUGAUGAGAUUCAGUGUCAUUCAGAUCGUUGUGGGCACCGCCACUUCUUGAAGCUUAGUGACCUUCAGAGAUUGUACAACGAUCAAUCCUUUGUAUAUGUUUGCCAGUCGAACAAACACUCGUCCAAGGUGUUUGACAUAAAGAGUGUGAAAAUUUGGCUCCAUACUGGUAAGUGGCUAAUGCUAAACGUGUUUUUACUUUGGCAGAUUUGAAAUGUUUAUUUGACAAUUUUUUAAUUACUUAAAAAUUAGAUAAGUUGUCUAAUUAUUAAAUAUGAUAAAAUAAAUAUUAAAUAUGAUUUCAGUGCAAUUGAAAUUAUCGCCAAUUGCAAUCGAAUGCAAUUAAUUGCGUUGUUUUGUAAUUUUAGAUUGUAGUUGCACACUUUGUUUGGCCAGGAGAAACGAACCUAGUUCUCGGGGUUGACCAAUUGGCAAUUGUGUUCGAUUUAGUCUGUUUUUCCAAAUUGAUUUUGUGAACAUUAUUGACAAAGAAUUUAAUAAAUUUAAUGAGUUAAAGUUUGUGAGUUGACGGCUGCCAGGUAUAAUAUCAGUCAUGUUUUCGCUCGCUACUCUGGUUUUGAUAAAUGAAUGCAAAGCCCAGUCGAACUGCAUUCACGACCCAACGUUUCCACACUCCAGUCUAGUGUCUUCAAUCUUGACAAUGAAUGCUGUUUUGUUUUCUGUGUUGUUUUAUUAACUGAUACAUGGUUUUAUAUCAUACCUAAUUUAUUAAAAAAAUUUAUAUAAUAAUACCUGCACAUUUUUGUGCAAAGUUUUGCCGAGCAGAAGCACACCCUGAAAAUGUCUGAACACACCCUUAUAAUAAUGUGUAACCACACGACAGGCUACAAUUGAUAUUCAAAAAUGCCAAAACCAACAUACACUGAACAGCACCCAGGGAAAUUUGGGUGCUCAGGACAAAAUGUCUUGGCCCCCUGGCGAUUCCAUCUUCUAAAACUAUGAUUAGGAGGGUCUGGAGGCAUUGUCCCUGAAAGUUUUGAAAUCGGAGGUCCCAGAGAUGGUCAAAUCCUGCAUUCUGGAAGUCUGUUGAAAGUUAUAUCUAUAUUUAUAUCUUACUGUAAUUUUUUAUUUGGACCUCCCUUUAACUGGGGCCCCAGGGCAAAUUGCCCCCUCCAUCCCUCUGUGGGGCCUUGACAGCAUCUGCAGUUACGACUAUCUAAGACAGCUUAGUUUCAUAAUCACAUGCUUGCAAGAAAGAAACAUUCUCGUCUUGGCAAAUGAGAGGCGGAUUAGGCGUGACAAACCUCAAGAGGAGUUCCAGAGACAUGCACCCACAGAAAAUUUUGUAAUCUAGACUCUCUAAAAUAAUAAAAGGGCAUUCUCAUGGUGAAAGCAAAAUUAUACUCAUUCGCUGCGCUUAUUCAUAAAGUAUUAUUUGCAUGCACUACUCGAAAUAGAAUGCAUAUCGUAAUUCGCGCAGCCUUAUAUAUCCCCUAUAUAUAAUUAUUUCAUCCGUUUUUCAAGUGCCUGAUGCAGCUAUGGCAAUAGACAGCUCGAACUUUAGAUGGCCAAAUGAAACCUCAAGUGAAGCUUCAAGCUCAGGUAAUUGUUUGGUUACGGUUAGACUUUGACUAUACAUUAGUUUGCAAUUUACGUUUCCGAGGAAAGAUAUAUAUUGGUCUUGGCAAAUGAAAGGCGGCUUAGGCGUGACAAACCUCUAGAGGAAUUCCAGGGGCAUGCACCCACAGAACAUUUUGUAAUCUAGGCUCUCUAAAAGGGCAUUUUCUUCAAUAUACGGGGACAUUCUAUAGAAUUCUGAAGAUUAUACACUAAUUACAAAACGUUAAGUAUCAUUCACUCCAUUUUCCAAGCUCGUAAAGAGAUCUUUGCUGUGAGACAUUGUUCAUCUGAUGAACCUUAAAUAUAAUAUUAGUGCGGACGUUCGAUAAUUUGGCAGUUACCAUUUCAAUUUCAUUCAAAUUAUUCUCAUUCAAAAUGUUUUCAUUAAUACUGUCAAGUGUCGAAACGAAUUUCCUGCUGAUUUUCUUGUUAAUUAUAACAACUUAUCACAGCAAAUUUCAUCACAGCUCAUUUUACAUUUUAUCACUGCACAAAUUAGUUAUCACUGUACACUGAAAUUUAUAUUCUCGUGGUGAAAGCAAUAUUUUACUCAUUCGCUAUGCUUAUUCAUAAAGUGUUAUUUGCACUACUCGAAAUCAAAGUCCAUAUCUUAAAUUGUUUCAAGUGCCUGAUGAUGCAGCUAUGGUAGAAGACAGCUCGAACUUUAGAUGGCCAAAUGAAACCUCAAGUGAAGUUUCAAGCUCAGGUAAUUGUUUGGUUACGGUUAGACUUUGACUAUACAUUAUAUAGUUUGCAAUUUACGUUUCCGAUUUUAGAAGACCAUAUAUUUCUGAAUGUGCACGCUUUGUAAGUAUCGUUUGUGUUUUUAUCAGAACUUUUUGCAGCAUUUUUAUUGGAUAUAAUUCGUAAAAGCUGGUAGUACGUAAGCUUUAGUUUUGAACAUGGAAAAGAAAUGUUCUUUUGUAUGGGACUUUAAGCUGUUGUGUUAUUUCUAUGGCUCUUUAAAGAGGUAUCGGGGGAACCGAUGAGUUGGCCUGUUCUUGAUUGCAGUCCAUAGGAAUUUUUAGUCAUAAGUAUUGUAGAUAAUUUUUCCUCAUGUAUCUAAGUUCUUAUAUCCAUCGAUUCCAAUAGAUGAGGCAUUAAAAUUGAUUGAAAAGUUGUUAAGAGAAAGUAAAACCCUAGUAAAUAUAACUGCAUGACUUAACCGUACAGUCGGUAAUGGAAAUAUUGAAAUGGAUGUUUGGUUUGUCUUAUUGUGAGUUUGACGGCAAGCAUUACGUAUUAGAAAGUGGACCAAUUGGUCUUGGAGUAACUGGUGAGGUCGCCAUAAUCUAUAUGGAAGAGUUUCAAAUUCGUGCAAUGCAAACAUCUCCAUAUCCCCUAGGUCAAUGGUAUUGGUAUGUAGACGACAGUGAAAUGAAGUGCAAGGAAGAUCAAUCCGAAGAAAUACUCAAACACCUGAAUAGCAUUAAACCAGACGUCAUUGUAUUCACGAAAGAAAAUCAAGUAGAAGAUACGUUGCCAGUACUGGAUUUGAAACAAAAAGUGGACCGGAAAACGAAACAAGUCGAGUGUAUGGUUCAUUAUAAGAAGACACACACCAACAUCAAUGUGAAAGCGAAAUCGAAUCAUCCUCCUUGUAUGAAAAAAGGCAUCAUCAAAGGAUUUGCAGACAGAGCGCGAGCGUUAUGUGAUGAGAAACACCUGAAGGGAGAACUAAAGAACGUAGAAGAUGUGUUGGUGGCAAAUGGUUUCGAAAGACAGAAGGUUCGAGAAUACAUGCGAGAGGAUAAACGCGAAAGGAGUGAGUCGGAAGAGCAAGAGUAUCGAGGAAUGAUAAUUGUACCUUACAUCCAGGGCUUAUCGGAACAACUGAAAAGAUUAGCUUCCAAACAUUCAUUUCGGACGACAUUUAAACCAGGAAAUAAAAUAAAGGAAUUGAAGGCGAGAGCUCAACAACCACUUGGCGAAAAACAAAAAUCUGUCGUUUACGAGAUCCCAUGCAAGUGCAAGAAAGCGGUGUAUGUAGGAGAAACAUCGAGGUUGUUUAAGGUGAGAAAGAAGGAACACGAGAGCAAAGUAAGAUUAACAAACGAGGAUAUGAGAAAUGGACGAAUGGCGGUGGCAGAAGAACGAAUGGGGAAAGAAGACGGAGGUUUAGCAAGGCACAGUAUAGAGUGUACGGAAGAAAUAGACUGGGAGAACACGCGAAUAUUGAGAAAUGAGUAUAGAUUAAGACAGCGGAAAGUUAUAGAAGGAAUUGAGUCUCUUAGGGUAAGGCAUAACAAAAAGAAAGUUUUAAACAGUUUUGAAUCAUUGAUGACUUGGAGACCAAUAUUAAACAAAUACUUUAUUAGGAAAACGAGCGCGCGCGUGCGCGCACGCAGUUUAAUUUAAAUUAGCUUGCGAAAGAUGAACGUUUAAAAGUUGUACACGUCAAAUGUAAGAACAAUUUGUUAGCCUGAGGACGGAUAGUAAACUAUCCGAAACGUAGCUAAAAUAAAAGUAUUAUCAAAAACCUUUUGUGUGAUCCUUGAUUUAAAUUAAAAACACAAAAUUAUCUAAGUUUUGUAGGCAUGUUUUUGUUGUAAUAUGUAAUAUGUAAUAUGUAAUUUUAAAUUAUGUACAGGUUCUCAAUCGAUAGGAGACUCCAAUCCCAACGGAUAUGUGCCCGGUAUGAACAGUUAAAAUAAUCGUCCCUAUUAUUACCUCCGCCAGGAAGUUAUGUUUUUAUCUGCGUUUGUACAUAGUCUGUCAAGAUAUGAUGGUCUGGAAGCCUGGCAAACUUCAAAACCACAAAAUAGAAGAGCUUUGUUUGAUGUUGAACUAUACCUCACCGUGCACAAAUCCUUUGUCUCAACUUCAUUAAAUAUUAUUCAUCGUGGUUGCACGUUUCAUCUCAGCUAUCCUUAUUGUACGGUUACUUCAUUAUACGAAAAUACAAUGAGCUCAAUCACGGUGACCCUGCACAAAUUAACAUAAACUCAGAUAAAAACAUAACACAAUGACUUCUGUUCAGUUUCCAGAUCAUCAUAUCUUGAUAGACUAUGGUUUGUCUGUGUGUCUGUGUCUGCAUGUCUUAUCCUCAUCCUUAUUGUGAUUUUUAGUGUUAUCUUUCACCAUAUCGUUGUUCUUAUUCUCUUUGUUAUUUUUAUCUUUUCAUCCAGGGUGCGAUAUUAAGUUCGUACCUGACUGGUACUCUAAAGCCCGUUCUCCACUACGCGAAUUUGUUCGCGCGACGCGAAGCGAAAACCGAAAUCUGGCAACGUGAUUGGUCGGCGAAAAAAUUCGCGGCGAAAAAGUAGGAUCGCUUCCUACUUUUUAUCUGUUCGCGCGAAUAAAUUCGCCUAGUGGAGAACGGGCUUAACGCUAUACGUUUACACACGAUUAAUCGGGACGAUUUUAGCACAGAGUAAAUACAUUUAAAAAAUUAAUUAAUAAUUCACGAGGAAAAUACAAAAGAAACGAAUGUUUAAUCAAUGUUUGUAAAUCGGAUAAAGAUUUGUCCUGAUUUACAUAAACUUCAGCUUUGAUUUUCUCGGCUUAGACAAUGUUUAUUCUUAAAAUUACUCGCCAAUGAACUCAUAAGAUGGGUAAUUUUUAAGUACGAUAAAACAUUCGCAUCCAAUCUGUAUCUGAUAUACAAACUUUCGGCUCGAGUUUGUAUAUCAGGUACAGAUCGGCUGCUCAUGUUUUAUCUAGUACAUAGAGAGCUGUAACUGACCGCUGCAAACACUGUGGAAGCUUACGUUUUCAUGUACCCCAGGGGCGUAGGAAGCAUCAAAAGAGUGGGGGGUACCGGCUUCUAGGGGCACUUUAGGGUAUUGAAAAGGGCACCUAAAAAUUUUCUCCCGGAAAUGUUGGCGACCGGGGGGGGGGGUGGGAGGGGAAGAGAAAAAUUUCCCGUCGUACCAUACCCAAAUUGCACGUUUUGACCAAAUUUUUUAAAAAAACUUGGAAAUUUCCAAACAAAAAGGGCACCUUUGAUGUUAAUUUAGUAUUUACAGCGACAUUAGCUUGUACAAAAAGGGAACUUUUCAUCACAAAAAAAGGCACUUUCCAUCCUACGCCCCUGAUGUACCCAUUUUUUUCAGGCGACCGGGCAAAAAAUAAUCAACUGCGCCUGCUGGGCAAGUUCCGCGAGCAGUUAAAGCGAGUCGUCAUCCAAUCAGAUGCAUGCAUCUAGUAACUUGCCGAGCAUGCGCACGAAAAAGUGGGUACACUAGUUACAACUCUGUAUAUGUAUCUACUCUGUGAUUUUAGGUUUUGCCGAAUGUUAAUGACGAAUGUUAUCAGUUGACGAUGUCUUCAGAUGACGUUGACAGCGUAUUUUUCAAAUAUCGUUUUUAAAGCUAAAUCGGCCCGAUUGAUCGUUGUGUGUAAACGUGCCUUACAGUUACAGUAAUGGUUAUUGCCGCGUACUUGAACUGGUACGACUUAACGUGAUUCUGAAACUUCCCGGGGUGAAGUUUAUGAUGUGCUCAUAGCAAAAACAGAAAAAAGUUGGGGUCACCAAACUCGUUUAAAGGAUCCCCCAAUAUGGCGCCAUCUUGAUCCUUUCAGGAGUUUCAAGACCAAUCGCAAUUGCGCAACCGUUACUGAAUUUUAUUAACAAGGAUCAUUAGAAAUGUCUAUCUAGUGAUUAUAUACAAGAAAACAUAGUAUUUUAGCGAAUCAAAAACCAUUGACGUGCAUUGUCGUGGUUGCUACACUACCUAUGGUAGUCCAAGAACCAAAAAAGUGGUACGGGUACCAAUUUUAUCCAUGCCGUACCAAAAAUUGAGCGUAGUGUAAACGGGGCUUAAUUAUGUGUUUUUCCCGCUUACUUUAACUGGUACGACUUAAGACUCAAGGUGUACUUAGUCUUCAAAAUGAAGUACAUAUAGUACAGGUUUCAGAAAGGUAUUCAUUCAGUAAGUCUAAAACUACGAGUCAGAACAAGGACAACAAUUACAUAGUUACACUAACAUACAGUUGACUCCAACAUUCCUUCGUCCCAUCAGAGCAAUAAUGUUUCAUGCCAAGAUAUGUCAGAGUUGCACAUACAAACUUAAAUUGCAGUUUUGAAUACUUCGGGUUUGGAAAGGUCAUGUGGUACCAGCAAAAUGUAAGUACGCCGAUAGCAAGAGUUCCGCGUACCUACGUGGCACUUGCAUGGUUGAAAACAAAGAAGUACCGGACCGUAAUAUUGGCGUACUUCCGGUACGUAAGUACGCGAAUUAUCGCGCUCUGUCAUCCUUAUCCCUGUCCUCAUCUUGAUGUUAGUAUAAUUAUUAGUACUCAUCUUGUUAUUGUUGUUAUAAUUAUUAGUACCAUAACUUUGCUAUAGGCAACUAUCAAAAUCUUCAUUUUAUGUUUUUUUCCUUUUAUAACAAAAAAGCCAACAAAGUUCGAAGACUGAAAAAGCGUGGUAAAUCUGUCGAUAUGAUUGCCUUGAAGAACAAAGAUGACGAUGAACCAACCAUCACAGGUACAGGUUGGCUUGUUGCCAAGGAAGAAAGUGAAUCUUAUAUAAUGACUAACUAUCAUGUGAUUUCCACGAUCAAACAACGCAGACGUCAAACUCAUCGCGAAAUCAAAGUCCAUAUCUUAAUGUAUAAUUAUUUCAUCCAUUUUUCAAGUGCCUGAUGCAGCUAUUGUAGAAGACAGCUCGUAGUUUUAGCAGUUUUUCAGCCAUGUUUGCACUAAAAUAACAAACGCAACUGAUCUCAAAUGUACUUCGCAACUGGAAUUUUGUCGGAAUUUCGUUAUAACCGUGAACCAUCAAAAUUAAAAACGUUAUUUACCGUUUAAGCUAGUCGGUCCGUACUAAAAAAUCCUUCGGCCUCUGGCCGCUUCUGAAACCUCGGGAAAAUAUUUUAUCCGUACGGACCUCGCAGGCAGUAAAUGACAUAUAUGUAUAAUAAUUGCUGUAGUUGUCAGUGUAACAACACGCAUUAUAUAAUAACUACAGUGAAACACGCAAUUUGAUUCGUCAAUAGCCGUGCAGGAUCAGGCUAUCCUGCACGAGGAAUUAAAAUGCCUUCGCGGGAUUUUCGCAGGAUUCUCAAAAUGUCAUUGUUUUACUGUUAUAGUUAUUUUAUAAAACAAUUACCAAAUGGUUUUCCAAGCAGGAUAGCGUGAUCCAUGCACUUGAGAUGUUGCUUGACUUUCGGAAGUGUAAAAAUACACUCUCCGAAAGUCUCGCGACAUCCCUCGUGCAUGGAUCACGCAAUUCUGCACGGAAAACCAUUCGGUAUUCCUUUAUUGCUGUACCUUCACAGAAUACAAAAUACAGUACUUCAUUUAAUAGUAAACUGAUAAAUUACUGAAUGGAAACCCGUAUGGAAAUCAAUACUAUAAUAUUUGAAUAAGGUUCAUUUGGGCUAUCAAGUCGCAAUUUGAAUAAGGUUAAUUUAAGCUGUCAAACUGACUUGCGUUAGUGGAGAUUUCAGUUUGCAUUACAAAAUAGCAGAAAUACAUGCAUGCAUGCAGCAACGAAAGAGGAAGUACAUACAGACGUCUCAGUUCAGGUUAAUUUAGUAUAAGGAAUUUUUUCAGUCCGCCAUGUUCUUAGCAAGUGCCCUAAAGAGAGGCAGUCACCCUCCUGAAAACUUAUUGAAAUUUAUAAUGUUCCAGGGGGGGUGAAUGCCUCUAUGUUAUUUUGCGAGGUUUGAUUUAAUGUAAAAUUUAAUCUGAAACGCUUCGUUAAUUAAACUAGCGAGAGCCAGUUGCAGGUAAUCCUUUUUAAUAUUUUUAUGUUUCCGUGAAUGUAGUUUUUCUACGCCUGAUACACUUAUGACAUGUGCGCUAUGGUUUGUCGUGUCUCUUAACGCCUGAUUCCACGUGCGCUUUCUUGGGCGAAAUGAAUUAGGUGCAUGCGCAGUAAAGAUAAAUUAGGCUUCGCGAGAAAAAAUUUCGGUUCACCAGUGGGUAGAGAAGUCAGUUCUAGUCACUGCGAAAGCGGAAGUUGGAAAAUUCAAUGGAAUCGCUCAUGUGCAACCAUCCGUAUUUCGCAGACACAAUUUCUCGUGAAGAAUUUCGUCGUUGUGCAGUCAGGCCUUAAAAAACUUAAGCUGUCAUUUGUUUCGCUCCUGGUUAUUCCGGCUGUUGCAAUAGUUGGUCAACUACACGUGCCAUCAUAUAGUUAUGUUUAUUAAGGGGUAAUAGUCUAUAGGCAAAUUAGGAAACAUUUGAAAAUCUUGAAGUUUUCUUGAAUGUUUCGCUGUUUGUCCAGCGAAGCAAACAUAUUUCCCAAUAAAUUCAGAAACAUAUUUUGUUUCUCCAUGUGACUUUUUUAGCGGAAACAGUUGUUUCUUGUUUGUCCACUUUCGAGAAUAAGGCUGUAGCAGACAUUGUUUCGGGAAACAUGGCUAGGAAACAAUGCUAGCUGGUUUGCCCACCUUCGGGAAACAUGGCUAGGAAACAAUGUUUCCUGAUUUGCUCAGCUUCGAGAAACAUGGCUAGAAAACAAUGUUCCAUGGUUUACCAACUUUUUGAAAUAAAAAAAUUUCUGAAGAAAAUUCUAUCUUGUCUUUUAUUAUAGACACCAUUGGUUCACAAAAACCUACACAGGAAAGCAAGAGGUCAUCGAAAGAAAGCCCUAUGUGUAGUUCUUGUGCUUCAAAAGACAAAACACCGCUUUCAAGUGACCGGGACAAAUGGCCCAUUGGUAAAAUCGAAUUUGGUUGUUUUCGCCAAAUUUGCAAACUACUCGACUUAGCUGAUAGUAGCAAAGAACCACUUUUGAGCGCUUUAGGUGGCUUCGACCAAACAACAGCUGCAUAUAUUGAAAAGAAAUAUGAAAUUAUGCGAGUGGGGAUUGCCAAAGAAGUACUCGAUAUCUGGGGAUCAUCAAGUCACGAAAAUAAUGUGGGGGCUCUUAAGAAGAUUCUUAAACAUACCAUGCAAAGGAUUGAUGUUGUUGACGAGAUUGAAAAUUGGGAGAAUUUGUCUGUUUGUCAUGGAUGCGGUAUUAAAUGCAACAAGCCACACUGACCUCAAUAACACUACUGAAUGAAAAUCAUAUUUCUAUAUAUAGCAAAGUACAAAUUUAAUAACAUUUUGGUUGUUGCAGAUAUAAGGCCAAAUAAAAGCUCA
This is a messenger RNA of Paramuricea clavata, 13551 nucleotides long. The record is from the annotation of a GenBank genome assembly. NCBI's taxonomy places the organism in Eukaryota, Metazoa, Cnidaria, Anthozoa, Malacalcyonacea, Plexauridae.